Molecule: messenger RNA, 1863 nt
Organism: Rhopilema esculentum
Lineage: Eukaryota; Metazoa; Cnidaria; Scyphozoa; Rhizostomeae; Rhizostomatidae
Cellular component (GO): mRNA cleavage and polyadenylation specificity factor complex
Molecular function (GO): mRNA binding
Source: RefSeq, a predicted model, not a curated record
CAAUCUCACUGUUCUUAGCCUCGUUUUCAUUUGCACGAUACAACAUGGCGUCCACUAGUUUCCAUCUGCCAAAGGCUAGCUCAAACACUCAACAACAAAAUGAUCUAUCUGAAGAAAGAGAAAGGUCACGCAGAUCAGUUUUUGUUGGUAACAUCCCGUAUGAAGCAACUGAGGAAAAUCUCAGAGAAAUCUUUGCACAAGCUGGACCUGUCUUGAGUUUUCGCCUUGUGUAUGACAGAGAAAGUGGGAAGCCUAAAGGUUAUGGCUUUUGUGAAUACAAAGAUCUUGAGACUGCUCAAAGUGCUAUGAGAAACUUGAAUGGAGUUGAACUUCAUGGAAGGAAUCUAAGAGUAGACAGUGCUGCAAGCGAGAAAAACAAAGAAGAGAACAGAGAGCUAGAGAAAGAAGUAUCUCCUUAUGGAAAAGAGGUAAGCCCAGAUGAGGCUCCUGAAGCUAUUUCACAAGCUGUUGCUAGUCUGCCACCAGAACAGAUGUUUGAACUCAUGAAGCAAAUGAAGAUUUGCAUACAGAACAACCCUGAAGAAGCAAGGCAGAUGUUGCUACAAAAUCCUCAGCUUGCUUAUGCUUUGUUGCAAGCCCAAGUGAUCAUGAAGAUUGUUGAUCCAAAAGUUGCCCAUGCUGUGUUGCAUCAACCAAGAGCUGAUCCCCUGCCAGUUAAACCACCAACUAGUGCAGCACAGACUCCAUCUAGUGCACCAGUGUCUGGAUCAGGAAUGGUGCCUCCAUCAAGUGGACCAGGACCAGUGACAAGUACAAGUCAGGGCUCAUCUGGUAGGCCAAGAGAUGCCUCUCAAGGUAUGGCACCACCUGACGGAUGGAGGCCACAAGAGGAACUGAGACAGGACAUGGACAUAGAUGUAAAACGAGAGUUCCGUGGCCCUCCUCCAAUGGAGAUGCGUGGUCCAGAGAUAAGGGGACCACCAGGGCCUGAAAUGAUAGAUCCCAGGGAGUUUAGGGGUGGGCCACCACCUAUGGAUCGAGACGAAAUGCGAAUAAGAGAAAUGAGGGGACCACCACCGGAUAAGGAGUUCCGUGAAUUUAGAGAUGAUCGUUUUCAUGAGUAUGGUGGGCCACCAUUUGAUCAUCAACGGGAACGAGAGAUGCGAGAAAUUGGUGGCCCAAUGAUGGAGAGAGGACCAGUGGAUCCAAGAGAGCGAGUUCCACCUCAAGGGAUAGAGCCAAGAGACCCCCGAAUGAGAGGUGAGAUGCGCGGCCCAAGCGAUCCUCGAGGACAACCACCCCAAAGAGGACCAAUGGACCAAAGGGGACCGCCGCCAGAAGGUAGGCCACCAAGUGAAAUUCGUGGUCAUCCAGAAUCAUGGGGACCGCCACCCGAAAGAAGAGGUCCAAUGGAUCCAAGAAUAGCAGGGGAGCCUCGGGGAAACCAGCGAGAUGAAAGAAUUAUGCGAGAAGGGAGACCUCCACCACCUGAAAUGCGAGGGGGUCCGCCAGUUGACCCUAGAGACCCAAGGGCGCAAGCCAGUCAGCGAGCGGAACAACGAGGAGGGCCACCAUAUGAGAGAUGGGGUGGUCCUCCAGAUUCCAGAGGGCCACCACCUCACGGUGACCGCCGAGGAAUGCCGCCUGAGAACCGAGGGCCACCACGUGGUCCACCUGGUCCGCCUGAUCCAAGAUUCAGGCCUGGACCUGACCAAGACAGCUUCUAUGAUGGUAGACCACCUCCAACUUCACAAGGUGGUCCAGGCCAUGAUGGCCCACCUAGGGGACCAAAUGGACCAGGUGGUGUGAAGGCACCGCAAAGUGACAAUCCUCAGUUUCAGCAGUGGUAGAUGAACUGUUUUGUUUAUUUUUCGUUCAGAGCAAGCAACUUGAAUAAAAGUU